This is a messenger RNA of Rhineura floridana, 2180 nucleotides long. RefSeq names its product coiled-coil domain containing 17 (gene CCDC17). The record is from RefSeq and is a predicted model, not a curated record. The transcript has 14 exons. The coding region runs from base 39 to 2120 and encodes 693 amino acids. NCBI's taxonomy places the organism in Eukaryota, Metazoa, Chordata, Lepidosauria, Squamata, Rhineuridae.
ACCCUUUGUGGAAUAGCAGCAACCAGUUACUCCUCUUGAUGACAGAUCCGGUGGUUUUCCACUGUCCCAGCUGUGAGAUGGGGUUCUGCUCUAGACGGCUGCUAGAGAAGCACAUGGAAAAAUUCUGCAUCGGAGAGGAACCUACCAUGGAUGCCAGAUACCACAACAGGCAAAUACUCCAUAGGGGGAAAGAGCCUAAGAAAACAGAGACACCAGACAGCAUGCAUCAACUACAAGUGCCAAUACCAAAGAAGCAUCAUUUUGAUGGGGAACAUGAGCAACAAGCACACCGCUCUAGAAGCUUUGAUCAUAAAGGAAGUGUUUCAGACAGCCAAGCCUUGAAGAAACUAACUGAAGAGUUCCACAAACUGAGGGUGUCGCUGGAAGACACACUUCCUACAUUCAGGAGCUUCCAGAAAGAGGAUGACAACAGAUACCAGUGGGAAUACUGGCAGCGCCAACAGCAAAUGACAGAAGCACAUGAGCACCAGUUGGCCAAUAUCCAGGCCAGAAACCAAUACCUAGAGCAGCAGAAGGACGAGAUCCACAGGCGCCUGUCAGAACUGAAACUAGGGAACUCAGCUACAACUCAUAUUGAACAGCUGCUGGUGGAGCUAAAUACCCAGGAGGGGAAGAACCAACUGGCUUUGGAUGCCCUGUGGGAACAGGUGAAACUUCUCCAGGUAGCAGCAAAUAGCAGAAGCAAACCCAAGCCACCCACCAAUAUAAAGACAGACAGUGCUGCAGACAAGAUAGAGGAGAAGUUCUUCUUCAAGUCUAUGCCAUUUCCAGCAGCAGCUGGACCCCUCUCUUCAGAGAUACAGGCCCUUUACCAGGCUUAUCUGCAGAGUGGAGGGAGUGACCAUAACAUCCUCCGUCAGAUGUAUGAGCUACAGGUGGAGGCCAUAGCACUGGAGAAAGGUGGAGCAAGACCUGAGCACAAGGGUAGAAAGAAGAAACAUGAAGGUAGUCCCAGCACCUACCCCCGGGGUUUGGAUAGUGAGCUCGUGUCUGUUGAGUUGGAGAAUCAGCGGCUGGAAGAUGAGAUAUUUAAGUUGAAGAUCCUGAAGGACAGAAGGAGAAUGGAAGAUGGGUCUUUGGACACAGAGCUGGCAAAACUACAGUGGUUAUAUAUGGCAGAGAUGGCUCAGGUGCAUGCAGAGAUUGGCAAGCUGAGAUAUGACACAGAGAGGAUGAAGCCACAGUGGCCCAGGAGAGGGUCACCACCCCUUCUGCCACCUCCUAUAGCUCCACCCCUGCCACCUCCUCCUCCUCAGCAUCUUUUGGGGCUUCCUGACCCCACCUUUCCAGUUAGCAACAUGGACACCAUGAGAUCAUCUGCCACAGCUACAAGCCAGUACUUCCUCGAUCCCUCUGAUGCCCUGGGACCAGCUCCAUAUGACCCGGCGUCUGGUUUUGUGAUAUUCUAUGAUUUUCUUUUGGGCCUGGAUCCCACAUUUUACCAAGUUUGCCUUGUCUCUGGGCUGUAUCGCAAUGGGCAGGCAUUGGGCAAGUCCACCCCACUGCCUAUUGUUUCCUCUGAUAUGGGCCAAUACCCACAGUAUAUGACAGAUGGACAAAGAGGGUGCUGUGCCAUCUUAGCUGCUAGACAGCCAGUCCCAAGAGUCCUUCCUUCAACCACCAUCACCCUCAUAACUGAGCUUCAAGCAUCUGGAGGCUUUGAUGCCUAUGGGCUAGAGAUCCAGAAUUUGGCCCCCAGGGGAUGGGCCAAAAUCAACAUCUUUGACCAUCUGCAUCAAGUAAUGAGUGGACGCUGGAAGGUCCCCAUCCGGGUACUUCCUGUGAAGCCAGGCCUUACUACUGAACAGUUAAAUGGUGUGCCCCAGGUGGGCAAAGCAGAGCUUUACUUGCGACUGGUGAAUGCAAGAGAUGCUGACAUGCAGUCAAUGGCAGAGAUUAAUCCUGGCAAUGCCUCCCUGUACAAAUACCCUUCCGCAGUGUCCAGUUGCGCAGCACACCCUAUAGACUUUCCUCCAGCCCAGCGCUCUUUCCACCCUGCCCCCACCAGCCUGUCCUUUUCUGUCCCUCCUUACACUGGCUUUGUUGACCCCCCUCCUAAUGAGGAACAGCCUUUCCAACACAAGCCCAAUAAAAGGUGAGAAAGGAGGAAGCCCCUCUUCUCUCUCCAGGACUAGACUUUCCUUCUAAUGAAAAUAAAU